GUUUGAUUUUGUUGUGUCAUCCAUGUUCGUCAUAAUAUUCUGAACGAAUAAUUUGAAUUAAGAAACACUUGACUGCCGACGUAAUAAAUGGAUCUGGCAGCACUUAUUCAUUUACAUCUUUUAUUUGAAUUCGUAUUGAACAUCGUAUGAAAGUGACGUUUUUGAUUGUGUUUUCGUUUUGAUACAUUGCUAUGCAACUUUUAGAAAAAUAUAAUUAUUAUUUGUAGAAUAUCUCUUACAGAAAAUGAUGCGCUGCUAAUUAACACUAGCAUGGAAUUAUCUGGAUCCCAAAUGAACACUUCCCGCUUUCACCGAUCGCAGUCUUCUCUCUUAAAUGAUGGCGAUAUAUCAUUUUCCUCAUCAAUAGAUCAAGAAUUGGGUGCUCUUAUAUUAGGUGAUGAGCUUCCCGCCUUUGAAAUUAGACUUGUUUCGCCGCUUGGACGUACACCUUCGCCAAUAGACACCAAUAAAGAAGAUUUUCGAACACCCACUGGGCACCCACAAUUAGAUUGUGAUUCUAUCCCCAAAGAACGCUUAAAUUCGGAUUUUGUAACUCUUGAAGAAAUCAACUCACUUAUAAGUCCCCCUACAGAUGAUGAAGAAAGCACAGCGUGCGUCAGCCGUUGUAAUAGUCUCGAGACAAUAUUUGAAGGAGUAUUCUUAAACACACCGCCAAAAACAGUACUAAGGAAAAUCAAGUUCCAAAAGUUGGUGCAGUUGAUGAAAUUAGAAAAUUCACAAAAUACUUCCACAAGUGAGGACAUUUCUCGAACCAAUAUAAAAUAGAUAAAAGGAUUACUAUGAUGUAAGCAGAAAUGAAGAAUAUAACGCUAAAUCUUUAAAAAUAAAAUAACGUUACUCGAAAAUAAGAACUAAUCGUGCUUUAAUACUAAAAUAAGAAGCAAAAUAUUAAUAAAUGCUUUAAAUUUUAUAUUAUAUAUUUAUGUAUAAAUUUUAAAUGUGACAUAAAGUGUUAAUAAAAUUUGCCAAGGCGUAAUAAAAGCAAACAAAA
Messenger RNA from Bactrocera oleae (olive fruit fly), 1012 nucleotides. Lineage: Eukaryota; Metazoa; Arthropoda; Insecta; Diptera; Tephritidae. The record is from RefSeq and is a predicted model, not a curated record.